Messenger RNA from Daphnia pulex (common water flea), 2015 nucleotides. RefSeq names its product 2',5'-phosphodiesterase 12-like. Gene Ontology annotation, biological process: nuclear-transcribed mRNA catabolic process, deadenylation-dependent decay. Gene Ontology annotation, molecular function: 3'-5'-RNA exonuclease activity. The transcript has 7 exons. The coding region runs from base 173 to 1954 and encodes 593 amino acids. NCBI's taxonomy places the organism in Eukaryota, Metazoa, Arthropoda, Branchiopoda, Diplostraca, Daphniidae. The record is from RefSeq and is a predicted model, not a curated record. Gene Ontology annotation, cellular component: mitochondrion.
GAUUUCACAUUUUGUGUUGACUGAAAAACAAGCAGACGACUGAGCUGAGCCAAACUUGCAAAAAAUUUUCACGUGUGUAUAUUGGAAUAAUUUCUUCGCAUCAAGUAUCCCAUAUUGACCACAACAAUAUCAGUUUAGGCAUUGCUUCGUCUACAUCGGAAGAUAACCUGCUAUGUUGAGCAGAACAUAUUGUGCCUUCCGUUUAAUUUAUAGAAGAGCAAGUAGUGCUGUCAACUCUCUUUUGAGUCAAGAAGACACAAGAAAUUCCACCAUGAAAGCAUAUUGUAGAACCAAGAGUGAAGAUCGUGUGGAAAUUCAGUUUCAAUAUGUAGAUCCUGUUAUAGGGUUGGACCGUUGGUUCAAUUUCAAUAGAUCAAUGGAUGAUAAUGUGCAACAAAUUAAAGAAAGAAUAGUUACAAAUAUUGACAAGGCUUUUUUAAAGUACAAGAAAAAAAAACUGAAGAAGUUGCCUACGGAUCCCCUGGAUGAGUUGAAGUUAGAAGUCCAACUGUUGCAGGGCUGUGAAAUAAUAGGUCCAGAGGUGACUUGUAGAAAUUUGCUUAUUAUGCCAGAUGUUGUAAUUCAAGUAAAUGGUCAAUUAUACCAUUUAGAUGUUGACCCUCCUACAGUAAAAACUCUCAAGCUCCCUACUUCAAUUAUGGCAGGGUAUCAAGUUUAUCUAAGCAAAUUUGAAGUAGAGUAUUGUAUAACAAGUGAAUGUGAACUAAUUUGGUACAAGAGCCAUGAGCCUAUAAAUGUCGCCCCAGAAGAUAGUUCUGAAACUUGGGUUCAAGUUGGAACAGGAUUCUCCUACUCUACUUCAAACUCAGACAUUGGCAGCUGGCUCAAAGUAAAAUGUAUUCCAAAGAAUUCAUCUAGAGUAGGAUUUCCUGAAUGUGCAAUCUCUUCCCAAGUAGUCGAAGCUGGACCUGGCCAGUGUCCUUUCGACAUCCGUCACAAUUUUACAAAAGAAUCAAUGGGCAAUACAGGUUUUCGGGUAGUGACCUACAAUAUCCUUGCCGAUCUAUACACCGAUUCUGAAUAUACACGCAAAGUUCUUCACCCCUACUGUCCUCCAUACGCGUUGGCAAUUGACUAUCGGAAGCAACUUAUCUUAAAAGAAUUAAUUGGAUACAAUGCUGAUAUAAUUUGUCUCCAAGAAGUUGAUGGUAAAGUCUUUGAUUCAGAUUUGAAACCUAUUUUCUCUUCAUUGGGUUUCGGAGCUGAAUUCAGCAAAAAAGGUGGACAAGUGAGUGAAGGAAUGACAUGUUUAUUCAAUACGUCCAAAUUUCGGCUGGUUGAAUCAUGUAGCCAUAUUUUGGCCGAAGAGUUGCCGAAAAAUCCAUUAGUUAAUGAUUUAUGGGAAGCUGUGCAAAAAAAUGAAGAUUUGUCUAAACGAAUCAUUGACCGUACUACUUCUUGUCAUCUUCUUGUCUUGGAGUCGCUGUUCAACGGUAAACGUGUAGUUGUAGCUAACACGCAUCUUUAUUUUCACCCAAAUGCGGACCACAUUCGUCUCCUACAAUCAUGUGUAGCUCUGCGCUUAGCACAAAAUUUGCGAAAUUGUCAAUUGGAACUUGGAAAAGAAGUGUCCCUUUUAUUUUGCGGGGAUUUUAAUAGUACUCCAGGAUCCGGUGUCUUUGAACUGAUGACAUUACAACGCAUAGAUCAUGACAACGAGGCGUGGUCAAGCAAACCAGAAGAAGCAGUGCGGGACUUAUCUCUUCAUAACCCAAUUGCGAUGGAAACUGCCUGUGGCACUCCUCCUUUUACUAAUUAUACUAGUGGAUUCAGUGGUUGUCUUGACUACAUUUUUUUUGAAAAAUCUAAGCUUGUCGUUGAACAGGUUGUCCCCCUUCCCAGUCUAGAGGAAGUUACUCGACACUGUGCGCUCCCCAGUAUAGUGUUUCCUUCGGAUCAUAUUGCCUUGAUCGCCGACCUCAAAUGGGUGUGAUUUUAACUGCCGUUUGAACUAUCUAGCAAAUACAUCAUGGAAGGCUUCUCUAAAUAAAUGU